Messenger RNA from Ostrinia furnacalis (Asian corn borer), 1487 nucleotides. Its product is annotated as zinc finger protein OZF. The transcript is spliced from 6 exons. Gene Ontology annotation, cellular component: nucleus. Lineage: Eukaryota; Metazoa; Arthropoda; Insecta; Lepidoptera; Crambidae. The record is from RefSeq and is a predicted model, not a curated record. Gene Ontology annotation, biological process: regulation of transcription by RNA polymerase II. Gene Ontology annotation, molecular function: RNA polymerase II cis-regulatory region sequence-specific DNA binding; DNA-binding transcription activator activity, RNA polymerase II-specific; zinc ion binding. Bases 131 to 1441 code for a protein of 436 amino acids.
UGCACAGAGCAAAAUAUUAUGUUGCUUUGUUUACGAAUAGUUGUUUUCAUUAUUAUUCACCUUUAUUUAGUAAUUUUAGUUCAAUAUUUAAACUAUCUGUUUAACUUGAAAUCAAAGACUGUUACGCAUAAUGACCUCCUAUACCCAAAUAUGUCGAGCUUGUUUAUCUUUUAACGUUUCAUUCAAUUACAUUUUAGCAGAAAACGUUUCUACUGAAAUUUACUGUUUUUGUACAUCAAUAGAGGUGCAGCAAGACAACCUUCCAAUGACACUGUGUGAUGCUUGCUAUGAUCUUCUCAUCAAGUGCUCAGAAUUCAAAAGAACUUGCUUAGAAUCUCAUAAUGCGUUACUUCAUUUGAGCUGUAAUGCCAGAAAAAUACCUGUUGAUGAAAAACUGUUUGACCAACUUGCACACCACAGAGGUCCCGAUGAGUUAAAUGUGAAAACAGAACAUUUUGUCAAUUUUAAUGAUGAAGAUACGGCAGUCAAAGCCGAGAACACGUCGGACCACUAUGACGAUCUAUUUGAAGCUGUAAACUUAUGUGAAAGCUCAAUAAUAAAUGAGAAGAAAAUAAAAAAAAGGAAAUUGAGUAAAGUGAGAAAACAGAAGAGACCAAAGAUUAAGUUGAAAAUACCCAGGAAACAUUUUGCAUUUGCAUGUGACAUUUGUAACAAGAAGUUCAAUUAUCAGGAAAGAUUGGAUGCACAUAAACUAGAGCAUGACGGAAAAGUGGCAAUAAUUCACUGUCCUGAGUGCAAUAAGACAUUCAUGACGUGGAGUGGACUGAAACGGCACAAUGAGAGUGAACACACACAGGUUAGCUUAGACAAAUUAAAAUGUAAUGUCUGUGGCAAGGUCUGCAAAAGUCAACAAACUUUAAAGACGCAUGGGAAAACCCACGGGGACAGGAAAUUGUUUGUUUGCGACAUUUGUGGAAAGGGAUUCACGUCAAAGUUUAUUUUGAAGGCUCAUAUCGACACUCACAGAGAGAACAGAGAAAGAAAUUUUACUUGUGAACACUGUGGCAAAAAGUUUUACACAAAUACCAUUCUGCUCUCACACGUUUCCAAGCGGCAUUCUGGGCGGCGCUACAUUUGCCAUGUCUGCAGCUACCCAUUCACUGAUAAAUAUAAUUUGGCCAAGCAUUUGUUGAUACAUGACGGAAAGAAAUUGUUUAAGUGCGAAAUUUGUAACAAAUCAUAUGCUACGCAAGCCUCGUUGGUGGAGCACAAAAGAAUACAUUCCGGUGAGAGACCAUACAUGUGUAGCUACUGUUCAAAGAGCUUCUUGUCAAAGCGACGGCUGGAUGACCAUCAUAGGGUGCACACUGGAGAACGCCCAUAUAAAUGUACUGUUUGUGAGCAAGGAUUCACUCAAAGAGGAUCAUUGAAUCGACACAUGAAAGUGCAUGAUAGAACAAUACCAGUUAUCAGUGAAUGAAUUAUAUUAUUAAACAGUAAAUUAAGUUUUUGAGUUUUUGUAAUAA